This is a messenger RNA of Drosophila albomicans, 1165 nucleotides long. RefSeq lists its product as uncharacterized. The record is from RefSeq and is a predicted model, not a curated record. The transcript is spliced from 3 exons. Bases 648 to 1103 code for a protein of 151 amino acids. Lineage: Eukaryota; Metazoa; Arthropoda; Insecta; Diptera; Drosophilidae.
UAAUUAAAUUGUUGUUGUUGUUUUACUUUUGUUGUUUGACAUUUUGUCAAGUACUUCGGCAUUUGUUUUGUUUAUAAAUAUCAACGAAAAAUAAAAAACAUAUCACUCAAUGAUCGCUGGAAUCAAAGCAUGCGCUUUAAAUGCCAACUGUUGAGUUCUUGUGAACGCUAUUGAACUCGUAAUGGUUAAAGAAUGCUAAAACUCAUCAAGUGUGUGUGUUUAGGCCUCCCCUGGAAUAUUAAUCGAUCCACGUUCAAGCGAAAAUUUAUGGUCCCGCAAUUUCAGUGAAAAUCGCGUUGAACCAAUCGUAAUAAUGAUCGUAUCAACAAGGAUUAAGCAAAAAAGUUACAAUUACCAGACUUUAAAUGCGUUUCAAAAGUGCUCCAGAUUUGUAGAUUAUCAUAGCAUAAAAGGCAAUUAACUUACCUAGAAUAAAAGAGAAAAAAAUAAUUUCAAGUUAUUAUAAAUAUUAUAUCAUAUUAUUUUAACAAUUGAUUGAUUUAUUCAAGCGUAAAAUAUUUAAAUGUAGUUCAAAAAUAAUAUUAGCUGGUUAAGAGUUGUAUUCCAUAUUGAUCUCAUCGCUAUGCCUAUCCGGUUGAGUGUCAUUGGAAUUCUGUUAAUGUUUGUAGCACUAAACCCUUGCUAUAAUGCUCACAAACUUUGUUUGUCAAAAUAAUGACGAAACGUGGUUUACUUUCCAUGAAUGUCGAUUGCGGGCAAUCAGUAGUAAUAAGACUAUUUUAAAUUUGAAUGGAACUUUUCAUCAAACCGUCACGGAGUUUCAUGUGAGAGGACAAAUGUUUUACAAAACCAAUGGUUACAAGCCUUGGCUUUAUAAUGUUCAAGUUGAAUGCUGUCGUUUUAUGAGGAAGACAUAUAAUCCUAUUGCAAUUAUUAUCUAUAGAUUUAUAAAGAACUAUUCAAAUAUGAACCAUACUUGUCCCUAUAAGGGAGCGGUAAUUAUAAAAGGACUUUAUCUUAGAUUCGGCGCAUUACCAAAUGCACUGCCAACUGGCGAUUAUAUGUUGGCAUUAACUUGGUCACUUGAUAACAAGACGAAAUUUACAACUAAUGCAUAUUUUAUGUUUGCUGAGGAUUUGUGAUAAGUUUUACUAUUGUUAUGGUAAUUAAUUUCUGAACCGAAAUAUAAACUAACUAAUUAUUC